This is a messenger RNA of Lolium rigidum, 908 nucleotides long. RefSeq lists its product as uncharacterized. Bases 366 to 908 code for a protein of 180 amino acids. Lineage: Eukaryota; Viridiplantae; Streptophyta; Magnoliopsida; Poales; Poaceae. The record is from RefSeq and is a predicted model, not a curated record. The transcript has 2 exons.
AUUGCAAAGAUAGGAGAUAUAUAUGACUGGUCUCUAGCUACCACACGUCUUACCUGUAGCAGUAUACUCUGGUUGAGUAGUGCGCAAUACAGCCAUAGAGAGACGGCAAAACAUUCUUCUCUUGCCUCAGCAUCAAUCUUGUUUAUUCGAUCUAGCAGCUGCAACUCGCAAAACACCAUGAGAAAGGAGAUCAUCAUCCGGAUGCAGCCGGGGUCGGACAGAUACCACAAGAGAGCUCUCAAGGUGGCCGCCGCGGUGAGCGGUAUGUUCGAUCGAUUCUUCGUCUUUGUCACGGGACCGAAUGCAUCCGGUGGAUUAGAGGUUCUUUUACAGGAGUAGUGUCGGUCACGAGGACCGGCAGGAACAUGGAGCUGCUGGUGGUGAUCGGCGACGGCGUGGACGAGGGCCUUCUGACCAAGAAGCUGAGGAAGGAGGUCGGGGAGGCGGAGAUAGUGGAGCUGCGGACGCUAGCGGCGGGCGCCUCGGGCUCGGGGUAUCUGCCGGGCACGUCGUCCAGGGACGUCGCCGCCGCGCACUCCCGGUCUCCGCACCACUGGCAUUCCGUCAACACUCCGGGCCGGGACUUGCCGGUGAGGGGCCACGUCUCGUACCCGGUCUCAGCACCGUCGCCUCUGGCCAACCCCGCGGUCGCACGGUGGCCGGCCGAGCAGUACAGGCAAACCGACGCGGGGUACUACCCCGAUGCUCCCAGCCCCAGCCCGUCCUACUACCACGCGUCGCCCAUGGCUGUGCACGGCGGGUAUGGGGGCAGCAAUUACGCGCGUGCGGCGGCGCGCAGCCACCCGGCGAACUACUCCCCGAUGAUCGAGCGGCACGACUACAACGCGGCGGGGAGCUGGCAUCGGCACGGCGGCGGCAGAACGCCCAAGUGUUGCUCCAUACAGUAG